UAGCCUGGCUGCGCCCCCCGCGCAGCCCGCCCGCCGUCAGUCAGCAGCCGGUCCCGCCGCCACGCUGCACGACCGCAGUGCGCCCUCUGCCCUCGCCGGGACGGGGGGCCCCGCUACCAUCAUGCUGCUCGCCAUCUACACGGCCCUGGCGGGUCUGCUGCUCCUGCCGCUUGUGGUGAAUCUCUGCUGCCCCUACUUCUUCCAGGACACGGGCUACUUCUUGCGGUUGGUAGGCUUGAGCCGGCGGCUGAAGAGCUACGAGCAGCGGCGGCCGGUGCGCACCGUCUUGCAGGUCUUUCUGGAGAAAGCGCGCCAGACCCCGCACAAGCCUUUUCUGCUUUUCCGCGAUGAGACAUACACCUACGCUCAGGUGGACCAACGCAGCAAUCAAGUGGCGCGAACGCUGCGCAACCACCUCGGCCUGCGCCAAGGAGAAUGCGUGGCGAUCUUCAUGGGCAAUGAACCGGCCUACGUGUGGCUGUGGCUGGGGCUGGCCAAGCUGGGCUGCGCCACGUCGUGCCUCAACUACAACAUCCGCGCUGAGUCCCUGUUGCACUGCUUCCAGUGCUGCGGGGCGAAGGUGCUACUGGCCUCACCAGAACUACAAGCAGCUAUUCAAGAGGUGCUGCCAAGCCUGAAAAAAGAUGAUGUGUCUGUCUAUUAUGUGAGCAGAACUUCCAACACAGAUGGGGUCGACUCUUUUCUAGAAAAAGUGGAUGAAGAGUCGACUGGACCUAUCCCAGAGUCGUGGAGAUCAGAAGUCACUUUUCUCACUCCUGCUGUAUACAUUUAUACUUCUGGAACCACAGGUCUCCCGAAAGCCUCAAUAAUCAAUCAUCGUCGCUUAUGGUAUGCAACCGGCUUAGCUACUCUAGGUGGGAUUAAGGAAGAUGAUGUCAUAUAUGUCACUCUACCCUUGUACCACAGUGCUGCAUUCCUGAUUGGCCUACAUGGGUGUAUUGUGGCUGGAGCUACUAUUGUUUUGCGGAACAAAUUUUCAGCCAGCCAGUUUUGGAAUGACUGCAGAAAAUACAACGUCACCGUUGUUCAGUAUAUCGGUGAACUGCUUCGGUAUUUAUGCAACUCACCCCAGAAACCAAACGAUCGUGAUCACAAGGUGAGAUUGGCACUGGGAAAUGGCUUGCGAAGUGAUGUGUGGAGAGAAUUCAUCAAGAGAUUUGGGGACAUUCAUAUUUAUGAGUUUUAUGCUGCCACUGAAGGCAAUAUUGGCUUUACAAACUAUACGAGAAAAAUUGGUGCUAUUGGAAGAGUCAACUACCUACAGAAAAAAGUCAUAUCUUAUGAGCUGAUUAAAUAUGAUGUGGAGAAAGAUGAACCUGCCCGAGAUGGAAAUGGAUAUUGCAUAAAAGUUCCCAAAGGUGAAGUCGGACUUCUGGUUUGCAAAAUCUCACAACAUACACCAUUUACUGGCUAUGCUGGAGGAAAGACUCAGACAGAAAAGAAAAAACUAAGAGAUGUCUUUAAGAAAGGAGACCUCUAUUUCAACAGUGGAGAUCUCUUAAUGAUUGACCGUGAAGAUUUCAUCUACUUCCACGACAGAGUUGGAGAUACAUUCCGGUGGAAAGGGGAAAAUGUGGCCACCACUGAAGUCGCUGACGUAGUAGGACUGGUUGAUUUUGUCCAAGAAGUGAAUGUUUAUGGAGUGACUGUGCCAGGCCAUGAGGGUCGAAUUGGCAUGGCCUCGAUCAAGAUGAAGGAAGACCAUGAAUUUAAUGGAAAUAAACUUUUUAAGCAUGUUGUAGAUUACCUGCCCACUUAUGCAAGGCCCCGUUUUCUAAGAAUACAAGACACCAUUGAGAUCACUGGGACUUUCAAACACCGCAAAGUGACCCUCAAGGAGGAGGGCUUUAACCCUUCAGUCAUCAAUGAUGCCUUGUAUUUCUUGGAUGACAAAGCAGAAAUGUAUGUGCCUAUGACUGAGGACAUUUACAAUGCCAUAAAUAGUGGAACAUUGAAAUUAUGAAUAUUCCCAGAAUAAUAACUCAUAAUAUUGCCAGAAAGAAAUUAAACAGACCUAAUAUAAUCCCUCUUUAAUUUGAUCGAAGAUUGUGAGGUGAAUUUUUAUGCAUUCCAAUAAGGGGAGAUUUUCUAAAUUACACCUGAGCCUUUGCAAGAGAAAAGAUUUAGAGAUAAUUAUUUUUCACUUUACACCUACUAUUUGUAGUUGCAAACUAAGCUUGUUAGAGGGAAGGCAUUAUUUUCUUUUUUAAUUUAUAAUAAAAUAAAUAAACACCAAUAUAUGA
This is a messenger RNA of Pteropus alecto (black flying fox), 2264 nucleotides long. RefSeq names its product solute carrier family 27 member 2 (gene SLC27A2). Gene Ontology annotation, biological process: long-chain fatty acid import into cell; very long-chain fatty acid catabolic process; bile acid biosynthetic process. NCBI's taxonomy places the organism in Eukaryota, Metazoa, Chordata, Mammalia, Chiroptera, Pteropodidae. Gene Ontology annotation, cellular component: endoplasmic reticulum membrane; peroxisomal membrane; endoplasmic reticulum. The transcript is spliced from 10 exons. The record is from RefSeq and is a predicted model, not a curated record. Gene Ontology annotation, molecular function: long-chain fatty acid-CoA ligase activity; pristanate-CoA ligase activity; long-chain fatty acid transmembrane transporter activity. The coding region runs from base 122 to 1984 and encodes 620 amino acids.